AUGGUUGUUAAUUCGCCCAUUAGCGAACAUUUAUACACACAUCAUAAUAUUAAUACUUACUUAUGUAAUCGUGAUACAUUUUCUAAAACUUUUGGUAAUUCUUAUACAAACCACAAUUAUGUAAGUAAUAAUAUUUGUAAUUCUAAUCUUAAAAUAUUUUAUCAGAAUGUGCGUGGCCUUAAAACUAAGCUAAUUAACAUUAGGUGUGCUUUUCCAAUGUUUUCCAUUUAUGAUAUUAUAAUUCUAACAGAAACCUGGCUAUCGCCUGAUAUAAAAGAUGCUGAACUGGGCUUCGUUGGCUUUCAAGUAUAUAGGCUAGACAGAAAUCCUAAUAACAGCUCUUUUUCCCGUGGUGGUGGUGUUCUUAUUGCUAUAAAAUCCUCACUUGAAUCUCAUCCUGUUCCUUUAAAUGUCUCGAAUGUUGAGCAAGUCUAUGCUUUAGUGUCCAUUAACAUAAAUAAUUUUCUGGUUGGCUGUGUAUACCUUCCUCCUGUAGCACCUCUUACAAUAGUCGAGUCUCAUCUCUCCUCUGUCGAAAACGUCUUAUCAAACCUCAAACCUCAUUCAGUUUUUUGUGGUGAUUUUAACAUCCCUCAUAUUAACUGGUCUUCGGAUUUGUUAGGACUUUCUGCUUCGGGAGAUUUGAAUCCUGUUUCGCACACUAUCGUCAACUCUUUUUUAUUCCACAACUUCUUCCAGCUAAACUCAAUUUCAAAUAAUCAAGGAAGUACUCUUGACCUCAUAUUUUCAAACUCAAAUAAAGUCACAGUUUGCUUAGCUACUGAGCCUCUUGUAAUACCUGACUCUUACCACCCUCCACAGCACAUACGAGUUCCUAUUAAAGCUAAAAAUAAAUAUUCCAAUACUCAUACUUAUAAGGAUUUUAAAAGUGCCAACUACUAUGCCAUAUCAAGUUUUCUUAGUUACUAUAAUAUUGGGAAGCCACCUUUCCUCUGUAUUCAGUUGAUGGUGCAGCGACUAUUUUCAACGAAGCACUGCUUUAAUCAAUUCAAUGGUAUGUUCCUAAUAAGACCUUUCAUUCUCCGAAAUUCCCUAACUGGACUUCCCCUGUUCUUAAGAAUCUCAUAUUACAUAAAAAAACGUGCACAUGCUGCUUAUAAACGCUCCAAUUCUCCAGCUAACUAUUCCGCUUUCUCAGAGCUUAGAGCAAAAUGUAAACGUUUGUCCAAAAUUUACUACCAAUCAUAG
This is a messenger RNA of Macrosiphum euphorbiae (potato aphid), 1209 nucleotides long. NCBI's taxonomy places the organism in Eukaryota, Metazoa, Arthropoda, Insecta, Hemiptera, Aphididae. The record is from the annotation of a GenBank genome assembly.